Molecule: messenger RNA, 216 nt
Organism: Arabis nemorensis
Lineage: Eukaryota; Viridiplantae; Streptophyta; Magnoliopsida; Brassicales; Brassicaceae
Source: the annotation of a GenBank genome assembly
AUGGGUUUGGUUGUAGUCAUAUCUCUUCCUCUAAUUUUCUUCUGUCUUCUACUUGGUUUCGGCUGCUACUUCCUCGGCAAAUAUCGCGGCCGUCGUGAGAUCCAUACAAAUCCCCAAGUUUACGGAACUCCUACUCCGCCUCCCGGAGCAAUCGCCGCCUCUUCUUCGCCGUUGUCUCCUCCUCACGUCAAGCUUGACAACUCUCACAAUGUCUGA